UCCCCGUUCGCUGAUUCCUUGUCCUGGUGCUAAGUACUCGAGUGUGCUAGCAGGAUCAACAACUGAUGUGAUCUCUCGGCGUGUUCGGAUGUCGUCGACCCAUCAGACCGCAAUGAUGGUCGCGUUUCGAGUGCUGCCCGCGAGAAUCGGGAGGUGCACCGCCCCUGGCGACCCAUGCUUCAACUGUCAGCCUCGCAUGCUGGACACACUCUCACGCCCGCACUUGCCAGCCCGCUGCCAGACGCCUGUAGUCGUACAUUACGCUGCGAGGUGGAUGAUUGUGUGCAUUUGGCGGGUAUGAAUCAGCUCACAUAUCCAGUUGCUGCCGCGCUGGUACUUACGGUUGCUAUGCGCCCUCCCACACCGGAUCAAGCGAGAUCACCCAGCCUCUUACGGACAAAUUAUCUCCCCCCUGCUAGCAGGCCGUGGACGGACAGGCCCCGGGCCUGGACGCAUGCAGAGACCUCCAGAGGCCUUGUCAAUGGAUGGCCCCUAAUGAGAGUUUCAGGCCCACGAGUGGCGGAAACGCAGCCGCUUCGAGUGAUUCAAGAUGGGCACGCUUCGCAUCGGGGGCCGGAUGCGUUUGUGCAAUUUGUUAUCGCAGCAUGAUCGGAAGCGCUUCGAUUCCGGGGAUUUUCGAAAUCACAAAUCUUGGUUGGGCCUGCCUGUGGCGUCGCAAGCUCAUAUCCAUGAUCGCCAUUUAUAUACCCUUCUAAUAGCCACUUGCGAGCCGCACCGCGUUUGUUUCCGGCCCACCCCAUAUGCCGCCCUCGCGACGCAACGUCUGGCCACCCACACCCCCGCCCCCGUCGUCCGAGCAGGAUCGUCUGGAACGCUUGGAAGCUGAGAAGGAGGCUAAACGGGUGCGUCGCAUUGUCGCGGCAGAGGCCGCGUCGCCCUCUCGGUAUCUCUGAUCUUAUUCGGCGCGCUCCAGGUGAGCAAUGCCAUCGACGAGCAGCUGGAGGUGGAGCGAGAACAGCGGCGUCGGCCGGCUAAUGCCACCGUCCUGCUCUUAGGACAGGCCGAGUCGGGCAAAUCUACGAUUCUGAAGAACAUCCAGCUGCACUUUGCUCCCAAGGCCUUCCAAGCGGAGGCCGAGGCCUGGCGCCCCGUCAUCCAGCUGAACCUCGUCCGCUCAGUCAACUUCAUUCUCGGCCUGUUAGCCAUCCGACAUCCGAGCACGUACAUGGGUGGCAACGCGCCUGCUGCAUCCGACGCGACUGCCUUCAGCGGACAACUCCGCCGGCUGUCCAUCAGCCUCGCGCCGCUCCGGCAGGUGGAGGAGACGCUCUCGAACCGCAUCGCCGGGGCCCGGCCACCCGAGGACACCAGCGGCAACCACGCAGACAACGAGCGGUACAAUCCUGCGAAAGCUUCCGAAAUUAUGCUUCGCUCGGGUAGCAAUUGGACCGCGUUUCUCCGGUUCCGCCGUGGCUCGAUGGCGGAUGCUGACCGCACCGAGAAGGCCGAAGCUGUCCAGAUUCGGCGGAUUCUGAGUGCCUGUGCCAAGGACAUUGUCGAAGUGUGGACGGCCGCAGAGAUCCAGCAGGGAUUGAGGGACCGCGAGAUCACGCUGCAGGAACAGUCGGGAUUCUUCCUGGACCAGGUCGAACGAAUAUGUCGCGAAGAUUACAUCCCAACUCCCAACGACAUUUUGCGCGCGCGCGUGCACACUGUGGGCCCGGAAGAGCAUAUUAUUUAUAUGGAGAAUGGUGCGUGAGCACAGAGUUUUAUUGAGACGUUACCUCCAACUUUCCAGGCGGGGAGAAUGUCAAAUCAUGGACCGUAUAUGAUGUCGGUGGUUCGAUCAGUCAACGAGCCGCAUGGGCGCAAUUCUUCGACGAUGUGCAUGCAAUCAUUUUCAUGGCUCCGAUGUCAGCCUUCAACGACACACUUGCCGAAAACCGGUCAGUCAACCGCCUGGCCGACUCGCUCAAGUUGUGGAGGACGAUCUGCAGCAACAAGCUGCUUGUCGCCGUUGAAUUCAUUCUGGUCCGUCAUGCUUCGCGGUUGCCGUCCCGGAACUGCCGACCGAUGAUGGCGAUUAGUUCUUGAACAAAGUCGACAUCUUGACCCGCAAAAUCGAGUCGGGCAUCCGGUUCUCGGACCAUGUCACGUCGUACAGGGACAAGCCCAAUGAGCCCAAGGAGAUCAUCAAAUGUUGGUUAAUGUGUCUGGCGGCAUUCCGAAGCUGACUGCAUUCCAGAUCUGUCGGACGCCUUUGCCACUAUCAAUCAAACGUACUCCCCCGGAAGCGCAAGAUCCAUCGACAUGUAACAUGUGCAGUGGUUCGUCUCGCCCAUCGAUCGUGACAGUGUUGUUUUGAUGCUCCGCACAGGACACAGAGGCUACUUCGAUCG
Molecule: messenger RNA, 2360 nt
Organism: Mycena citricolor
Lineage: Eukaryota; Fungi; Basidiomycota; Agaricomycetes; Agaricales; Mycenaceae
Source: the annotation of a GenBank genome assembly